Pneumocystis carinii B80 is the source of this 1659-nucleotide messenger RNA. RefSeq lists its product as hypothetical. The record is from RefSeq and is a predicted model, not a curated record. The transcript has 6 exons. Bases 47 to 1615 code for a protein of 522 amino acids. Gene Ontology annotation, cellular component: nucleus; chromosome, centromeric region. Gene Ontology annotation, biological process: meiotic chromosome segregation. Lineage: Eukaryota; Fungi; Ascomycota; Pneumocystomycetes; Pneumocystales; Pneumocystaceae.
UAAAAAGAAACAUCUUAGACAAAACCGGGAAAUUAUCCGUCUGAAUAUGCUUCAAUCGGUGAAGGUCCGACAAUUGGAGCUAGAAACAGGGCGUCUUUUGCAGGAAAAUUUCGAGCUUAGAGCGUCUCUGAUAUCUCUGCAGGAGCAGAAUGAGAAGGAAAAAAGAAGGGCGAAAUUUGAGAGGCUAGAACUUUUAAAAAGGGCGCUUGAAGAUAAAUUGCUAGAAAUAACGGAUAUAGUGCAAAAUAUGUUGCCAGAGUCAUCUACGGAAUCAUUGUCUAUUCAGAAUGGUAAAAGUGAAAAAAAAUCGAAAAAAGCAGAUAAUUCAACAGUAUCAGUCAAUUCUCUUGAAGAACUCUAUUUAAAUGAGAAAUUGAGAAAGGUUUUAGGAGAGAAAAAAGAAGAAAAAAUCAGUAAAAAAAGUCAUACAAAAGUUUCAAAUGAUAAACAAAUCAAUUCAAGUCAAAUUAACGAAUCGACAGAAAUAAAUGAUAAAAAUAAUGAUGCUUCUAAAGAAUUAUCUACUGAAGCAGAGGAUUGUUCAUUUAUUUAUAUUGAAAAAAAAGCCUUUGAUAUUGCAAAUAAAAAUAUAGAAUCAAAACAAAAGGAAAAAAGAACGCCAAAGCGUAAAGAAAGAUCACAAGUUUUGGAAAAAAAAGAUUCACCAGAUGAUUUUAUAUAUACGAGAGCAAAAACAAAUAUAGAAGAUAAAAAGCAAAUGUAUUGGGGUUUAAACACACUUCAAUGUGAAAAAACAAAAGAUGUUGAAAUGGAGAAGGAAAAUAUUAUUAAUUUUGAGCCAUCAUGUUUAAAAGAAAAAAACAAAGAUAACAAUUUCACAGAAAAAAAUAUAAGAAAUCAUAAAACUUGUAUCAGAAAAGUAUUAGAAUCAAAGCCGUCCAUUGUUAAUAAAAAUGUUGAAAUAACGAAUGAUUGGAAAAAUUCACAAGAAAUCGAAACCAAAACACCUGCUUUUUUACAUGUUUCAGAAAUAGUGGAACCUUCGUCUCCUGAAAAACGUAUAGGGAGAGUAAAAAAACCUGUUAAUUAUGCAUUGCCUAGUUUAAAAACGAAAAUGCGUAGAGAUGAUUCAGUCAUAGAAGAAGAUAAUUUAAAUAAAAGUUAUUCUAAAAAAAAUAUUCAUGAAAAUCAAGUCGUAAAUCUUAUUGAAGGUUCUCAAGAAAAAUCAACUAAACAGCAAAAGAAUUCGAAUGUUUCAUCACUUGUAACAAAAUGCGAAAAAGAACCUUCUGUCGUAAUACAUAAAACAACUUUAUCAACAAAAUCUAAUCCUCAUGUAUUAUCUAUGGAUACUCAGAAAAAUUCAAAAUUGAAUACUCAAUCGGUUCUUAAAUCACCUAUUAAAUUUAGUAACAAGAAAGCAUUAGAUCAUGAUCUUAGUUCUAUUGAAGAAUUAAGUAAUAGUAUAUCUUGUAUGAAUAAGAAAGAAACUACUAACGAUAAUUUAAAGUCUGAAUCAUUUGAGAAAGAUAAGAGACGGAGAACUGUUCAUGAUUUAUUAGAAACAAAAAGUCCAAUAUCUUAUUUACCUGAAUAUAAAACUAUACAAUAUCAAGGUGGAACAUCUAGAAGGCGAAAAAGUAUGUUGGCAUGAACAAAUCUAAUUAGAAGAGGUAUUUCAUUGUAGUUAUAAUAUUC